This is a messenger RNA of Serpula lacrymans var. lacrymans S7.9, 1683 nucleotides long. RefSeq lists its product as uncharacterized. The coding region runs from base 1 to 1683 and encodes 560 amino acids. The record is from RefSeq and is a predicted model, not a curated record. Gene Ontology annotation, molecular function: ATP binding; ATP-dependent protein folding chaperone; ATP hydrolysis activity. The transcript is spliced from 6 exons. Gene Ontology annotation, biological process: protein folding. NCBI's taxonomy places the organism in Eukaryota, Fungi, Basidiomycota, Agaricomycetes, Boletales, Serpulaceae. Gene Ontology annotation, cellular component: chaperonin-containing T-complex.
AUGCAACGCGGUCUUCCUAUGCAACCAACUGUAGUUCUCCUUCGGGAGGGCACAGAUACAUCUCAAGGAAACCCUCAGCUGCUUUCCAACAUAUCUGCAUGUCUUGCCAUCUCAGAGACACUAUCGAGCACUCUCGGUCCCAGAGGAAUGGAUAAACUGAUCGUCAACGAACGUGGAGAAGCUCAGAUAACAAAUGACGGCGCAACCAUCUUGAAGUUGCUCGAUAUCGUUCAUCCAGCUGCAAGAACGUUGGUUGACAUCGCUCGGGCACAGGAUUCUGAGGUUGGUGAUGGUACGACAAGUGUCGUGCUAUUGGCAGCACAGCUAUUGAAAGAAGUCCGUGGUUACAUCGAGGAGGGCGUGAGCCCUCACAUGAUCAUGAAAGGGUUUCGAAAGGCAUCCCAACUGGCUAUAGAUCGUAUCAAAGAGAUACAGGUUACCAUCGACAAAUCAGACCCCGAGCGUUUCCGCUCUCUCCUUCUUAAAUGUGCAUCAACGUCUAUGUCAUCGAAGCUCAUUCAUUCCGAGAAACCAUUUUUUGCUAACAUGGUUGUUGAUGCUGUUCAAUGUCUUGAUCAAGAUGACCUCGACGAAUCUCUCAUUGGUGUUAAAAAGAUUCCCGGUGGCGGCAUGCAGGACUCUUUGUUAGUUGGUGGCGUUGCAUUCAAAAAGACCUUCACAUACGCUGGCGCAGAGCAACAGCCAAAGUCCUUCAAAAACCCUCUGAUUCUCAGUCUGAACGUCGAACUCGAGCUCAAGGCUGAGAAGGAUAAUGCCGAAGUACGCGUAGAUGCUGUAUCAGAUUAUCAAGCAAUUGUGGACGCUGAGUGGGAAAUCAUCUACCGAAAAUUGGACGCCAUCGAAAAAACUGGAGCGAAAGUCGUGUUGAGCAAACUUCCGAUCGGUGACUUGGCAACUCAGUGGUUCGCAGACCGUGAUAUCUUCUGUGCUGGUCGUGUCCCAGGCGGUGAUCUGCGAAGGGUUGUUCAGGCAGUUGGAGGGUCGAUACAGUCGACAUGUUCGGAUAUCGCCCGUGAACAUCUUGGGACAUGUGGCUCAUUCGAGGAGCGACAGAUUGGUGGCGAGAGAUAUAACAUCCUCGUAGAUUGUCCCAAGGCUAAAACAUGUACUCUUCUCCUUCGUGGUGGAGCGGAGCAGUUUAUUGAAGAAGUAGAGAGAAGUCUUCACGAUGCUAUCAUGGUUGUAAAACGUGCUGUGAGAAAUGGCGACAUCGUUGCAGGAGGAGGUGCCGUUGAGAUGGAUCUUUCUGCGCACAUUCGCAAAGAUGCGCUUUUGAUUCCAGGGAAACUUCAACUGGUCAUGUCUGCGUUUGCAAAAGCGCUAGAAACCAUUCCGCGUCAAAUCUGUGAUAAUGCUGGUUUGGAUUCUACUGAUAUUCUGAAUAAACUCAGAAUGAAGCAUGCAACCGGCGAAAAGUGGUAUGGUGUCGAUGUCGAUGGCGCCGACGGUGUGCGCGACAACAUGGACGCAUUCGUUUGGGAACCCUCCCUUGUAAAAGUAAACGCCAUUAGCAGCGCCACUGAAGCUGCUUGCUUGAUCUUGAGUGUAGACGAGACUGUCAGGAACCCUCAGAGUGAAGCGCAAAAUGCUGGGCCUCGCGCACCACCUGGUGCUGCGCAACGUGCGCUCAGGGGAAGGGGUAGGGGCAUGCCUAGACGGUGA